UCACUCCCAACGUUCACUCUCUCACGUUUUCAAACAUUCCCUCCCAAAUCAAUAAAAUCCAAAAAAAAUAAAAAUAAAACAACAUUUCAAAAACCAUAAUCUCCCAUUUCCGAUUCCUUCCUAAAACUCAACGAUUACAAAAUCUCUUCCUUCAUUCCCUUCAAUUAUUGCAACCGACAUUCAAAUUCAACUCAACCAUUCUCACCACACUUCAAUUCAAUGGAAGCCGCCGACAUGGAGGCGGCGGCAGCGGCGGCUUUCAGGCCGGCUCACAUGGUGAACCUCACUCCAAUACCUUCAUCUUCUUCCACAAUCAACCCUCGCCGUCUCUCAAGCCAGUUCUCCAAGCCGAGCAGCCCAAUUCGAGCCGGUGUGAGGAAGAAGAAUAAGAAUGAUUCACCUUUGGCUUGGGUUUCACUCCAAGGUCGGCUCGUUGGAGCCGAAGAAGCUACCUCGGCUAGGGUAAUUGACGGUGGUUUAAACCGAGAGGAAGCGGUGGCGUGGGAAUUCUUUACACCGAUUCACCGUGUUUUGAUUGUUGCUGUUGUGGCUGUCGCCGCCGCUAAAUGUGAGAAGAAUCGCCAGAUUGUUCAGCUCAGAAAAUGUGUCCAACUCAGGGAUGAUAUAUUGAUGAGCAUGCAGAAAAAGCUCGAUGAUUUGUGUGAACAAAUGAACUGUAUGAAAGAUCAGCCUCAAGCAGUAGUUGGUUUGUCAGCGUCCAAGAUUAAAGAUUUCUCGUCAAGAAGAUCAUCUUUGUCCAGCAAAUCUGACUCCAUGUGCUCUGAAUGCUGGUUCUGUGAUCAACGCCGUGCUGAAAUGACUGAUUUUCCGGGAAACACACUUGUGAAAGCUGCUAGUGGUGAUGAGAUGUUUACAAAUAGACACUCUAUUUCUAAUGAGGCAGAACAGGAGGAACGCCGUAUGUCAGAUUUGUCUGAUUGGGCUUCAAGUGUUACUUCAGUGGCAGAUAUACAACUAAACAACUUAGCAGUAGAGCAAGAUACUUACAACCUCAAGAGGGAAUGUGAAGAAAAAGAUGCUGCUAUAAAGGAGCUUUCUGCCUUUAUUCGCUCAAAUGAUGUUGCUUCUUCUAAAAGAAUCGAAGAACUUGAAGAAGUUAUCCGUAGGAAAAGCACAAUUAUUACAAAGUUGAGAAAGGACUUGCUUGUUCUGGAACAGAAGGUAGUCAACCUAACAAGAACAAGAAGGCGUUCAUUCCCUGGGCCGAGCUUAGAAAAGAAACAGCUACCUACAAUGUCAGAUAAUCUGCUUUAUGAUAUGGAUAGCCCUUUAUCUUCUGAUUCAGACUGCUGCACCUCUGAGAAGCAGAACACCACCUCUAGUGUUGUUGAAACUCAAGCAUUAGUAAAAGCUUCUGAAAACACCCCACUCCGAAACAGCUUUUCAUGUGAAAAUGUGACAAAAAGAAACCAGAAAACCAGUCCUUUAUCUUCUGAUUCAGACUGCUGCAGCAUCACCUCUGAGAAGCAGAACACCACCUCUAGUAUUGUUGUUGAAAGUCAAGUAACCGUAAAAGCUUCUGAAAACACCCCACUUCGAAACAGCUUUUCAUGUGAGAAUGUGACAAAGAGAAGCCAGAAAACAGCAGUUUCAAAAAUCCCAUCCACCCCUUCUAUAAUAAAGGUUCCUGUUCAGGUCCCAAAAUCCAGACCUGUGAGUCCGCUCAAGGAGAAAUCAUUGAAUCAAACACAUUCUUCAUUGAAUCAGACACAUUCUUCAGCAAGUGCAGGUUUGAAAACUAACAGAAGACGAACUAAUAGUGGAUCCAAAGAUGCAGCCUCACAGAACAAGCGAUGGAUGUAGUAGGUAUGUAUUAUUGGCCCCUGAACCUCAUGAAGAAUCAUUGGUGCCGUAUAAUGCAAAGAUGGUGUCAUAGCACAUAAUAGCACAUAUAUAUGCUGGAAGACUGGAAGUUGAGAUGAUGUUGCUACAACACAGAAGAAUGUGUUUUAGUUAUAGUAGUAAGUUAGUAACUUGAUAAGUUUGGUAGAAAUGUGUACUUAUUAUAACUUUUAAGACUAUCUUAAUCGGUUAUAUAUAUACUUGCUCUUUCGCGUAA
Messenger RNA from Spinacia oleracea (spinach), 2080 nucleotides. RefSeq lists its product as uncharacterized. NCBI's taxonomy places the organism in Eukaryota, Viridiplantae, Streptophyta, Magnoliopsida, Caryophyllales, Amaranthaceae. The transcript has 7 exons. The record is from RefSeq and is a predicted model, not a curated record. The coding region runs from base 220 to 1824 and encodes 534 amino acids.